UCUUUCUUUCUUUCCUUCCUUCAAUUUCCUCUCUCAAUAAUAUAUAAAACUUCCCACUCUCACUUGCCUCACUAUAUAUAAACUAAUACUCCCUCUGUCCUCAUUCUCCUUCUCCUCCUCCUCUCUGGAAGUGGAUUGCGUUUCUGACUUUGUAUGGCCGCUCCCCACUUUUGAGUUUCGAAGAAGAACACAAUGUCUGGGUACUCGUUUUUGAACGACCAGCUGUCUCGGCGCACCUCCAUUUUCGGGUUACACCUCUGGGUGGUUCUUGGAAUUUGUGUCGGAGCAGCCAUAGUUCUGGUUCUGUUUCUCAUCUCUCUAUGGUUCACUUCACGCCGGAACAGUGGUUCGUCAAAUUCUAAGGCCACCCAGAACCCGACAAUCCCAAAUGUCUCCAAGGAGAUCCAAGAAAUCCGAAUCGACUGCUCCCGGGGCACCAACGCCCCGCCCGACCCGAAGCCGGCCCAGCAGCACCCCGACCCGGUUGCGGAGUCGGAUCCCCUGGCCAGAGCCCAGGCGGUGCUGCUCCAGCCGGACGAGGAGAGCCCAGCGAGCACCGGAAGGCAGAGGAUUCACAUUGAAAUCGGCAAGGACCAUCGGAUUUCGUACCCGGAAAAAGGAGGUGGGUCGUCGUCGUACGGGAGCGGCGAGACUCGUUCCGGCGACCAGGGGGGGAUCACUGGGCCGGAGGUGUCGCAUUUGGGGUGGGGGCAUUGGUAUACACUCAGAGAGCUUGAGGAUGCUACUAAUGGGUUUGCUGAUGAGAAUGUGAUUGGUGAAGGUGGAUAUGGGAUUGUGUACAGAGGUGUUUUGGAGGAUAACUCAAUGGUUGCAGUCAAGAAUUUGCUCAAUAACAAGGGACAAGCCGAGAAGGAGUUCAAGGUUGAAGUUGAAGCAAUUGGUCGUGUUCGCCAUAAGAAUUUAGUGAGGUUGCUUGGCUACUGUGCUGAAGGUGCUCACAGGAUGCUUGUGUAUGAGUAUGUUGACAACGGAAACCUGGAACAAUGGCUUCAUGGAGAUGUCGGGCCUCUCAGCCCUCUGACAUGGGAGAAUCGCAUGAAUAUAAUACUUGGGACAGCGAAAGGGUUGACAUACUUGCAUGAGGGACUAGAGCCCAAGGUUGUUCACCGUGAUAUUAAGUCCAGCAACAUCUUGCUUGAUAAGCAGUGGAAUUCUAAAGUAUCUGACUUUGGCUUAGCAAAGCUCCUGGGCUCAGAAAGGAGUUAUGUGACAACUCGUGUGAUGGGAACAUUUGGAUAUGUAGCUCCAGAAUAUGCUAGUACUGGCAUGUUGAAUGAAAGAAGUGAUGUUUAUAGUUUUGGGAUUCUCAUAAUGGAGAUUAUUUCGGGGAGAAACCCAGUAGACUAUAGCAGGCCUGCAGGAGAGGUGAACCUAGUUGAAUGGCUUAAAACAAUGGUUACCAAUCGGACCGCCGAGGGAGUUUUAGAUCCUAGAUUGCCAGAGAAGCCUUCUUCCAGGGCAUUGAAGCGUGCUCUUCUGGUUGCCUUACGUUGUGUGGACCCGAAUGCUCAGAAGAGGCCAAAAAUGGGGCAUGUGGUGCAUAUGCUUGAAGCUGAUGAGUUCCCUUUCCGAGAUGACCGCAGGCCUGGAAGAGAAUAUGGACGCUCACCGCGUGAUGCUGCAAAGCGUGUUAUGGAAUCAGGUGAUAGUAGCGGGUAUGACAGUGGUGCCCAAACUAACAUGUCAGCAUGCAGAAAGCAAGAAGUUGAAGAAGAGCGUUAGUUGUACCACGGUACCAGUCAGCAGCUUCAUGUAUAAGGUGAUUUGACACACCUUGUUUUACUGAUGUGCGUAUGUCUAGAUCUAGAUCAACUGUUAUUUACUUCCCUGUAUAGUAGCUAGUCAUGUCAAUAUGAGUUUGCAGUCCAGCAUUUUGUUCCCUUCUCUUGAUGUAAUUGGAAUUACCAGAAUUCUAUUCUGCUUUUCCCACUGGCUGUUGUAUGCAUAGAUCAUUUUCAUUUUUCUCA
Messenger RNA from Rosa chinensis, 1988 nucleotides. Its product is annotated as probable serine/threonine-protein kinase At1g01540. The record is from RefSeq and is a predicted model, not a curated record. Lineage: Eukaryota; Viridiplantae; Streptophyta; Magnoliopsida; Rosales; Rosaceae. Gene Ontology annotation, molecular function: protein kinase activity; ATP binding. The transcript has 7 exons. Gene Ontology annotation, biological process: protein phosphorylation. The coding region runs from base 193 to 1743 and encodes 516 amino acids.